This is a messenger RNA of Diversispora eburnea, 975 nucleotides long. The record is from the annotation of a GenBank genome assembly. Lineage: Eukaryota; Fungi; Glomeromycota; Glomeromycetes; Diversisporales; Diversisporaceae.
AUGACUGAAGAUUCCAAGAAAAUCCUUACAUUAGUUCGUGAAUUACGUGAAUUAAUAAAAAAUGCGCAAGUGCAGUGGGGAAUACCAAUUAAAAAACCCGCGUUAACCAGCGAUAAGUCACAAAUUCUGGUUGCCAAUGCUGUUCACCCGCUUGGACCAGUUGAUAUUGGACUUCAUACGGAAUUUUCACGAAAAAUAGAAGCAAUACGUUCGAUACUUACACAUUUUCGAACUACAACAUUACAAGAAUUUUCACAAACAAAUGUCUCUGGAACGGAACAAUUAGUUAAAAAAUAUUUUAGCCUUCUUAAGGAUGAAUCAAAUCAAAUGAUUUUAUUAUCAGAAGUACAAGAAAAUAUUAAAAUUUGCAAGAGUUUGGUAUUGGAUGCGUGUGAAAAUAAUCCCGAAACGUUUAAAUUUUUGAUUCCACAAAUAAUUAACUUUGGGAAACAAUUAGGGUUGAGAAUUUAUGAUAAUAUCAAACUUCAUGGAACUUCUUUCACGAUGAUCGGACCAAGAAUUGUGUUUGAUAUUGAUAAUUUGUUGUCACAACAAUUAAGUGAUUUCAAAAAAUUUGAAUUAUUUAAAAAAAAUCUUAAAGUAUUAGUUACUUUGGAUAAUUUGUCUAAAACAAAUGUACAUUCAUCGGUGGAUUGUUUUCUUUGCAUGAAAUGUAUAACCAAUGAUAUCAAAUUAAUAUAUGAAAGAGAAUAUUCAGCAUCGGAAAAUGAUAUUACUAAAAUUCUAUUAGAUGGUCAUGGAAUUCCAUCAUUUAAUAUGGAAAAAGUUGGACCUUCUAUAGCAUAUUGGGCUCCGCGAUAUCGAAUUAUAGAAACAGAUUGGAAUCUUGUCAGAGAUGAAUUUAUGGGAAAAGAAUCUAGAUCUAUUCAAAUGUUUUUACCUCCUGAAAGAAAUCAAUAUUUACUUAAUGAGAAUGAUGAUGAAUUUGAAUUAUUGCAGAGGUUGGAAUUAUAA